Messenger RNA from Penicillium diatomitis, 1326 nucleotides. RefSeq names its product ICE2 family protein. Gene Ontology annotation, biological process: endoplasmic reticulum inheritance; septin ring assembly. The coding region runs from base 1 to 1326 and encodes 441 amino acids. The record is from RefSeq and is a predicted model, not a curated record. Lineage: Eukaryota; Fungi; Ascomycota; Eurotiomycetes; Eurotiales; Aspergillaceae. The transcript is spliced from 2 exons. Gene Ontology annotation, cellular component: perinuclear endoplasmic reticulum; cortical endoplasmic reticulum; endoplasmic reticulum membrane.
AUGUGGCUUCUCCGCGCCUUCUCGUCGGCCAUCUUCCUGACGGUAGUCGUCUCGUCGAUACCUCUCGCCUUCGAUGUUGGUGGCAGAGUAUGCGGUCUGGCCUUUUCGCUGUCACUAGCGACCUUCUAUUUCCUCUUCUCGCUACUGAAGCUCUCCACACCUGAGCGAUCAUGGAUUCGGUCAUCUCUGGUGCUGGUCGUGCAAUACACUCAAUGGAUUAUUAUCCCUAUCUUGUUGAUAUGGUCUCUGAAUCGCUUCUCGGUCGAUAUGGAUAACGGUCCUGGAUGGGUAGAGCGCACCUUUUCAGGUGACCGGGCGGCAGAUACCUCGAUUCAAGAGUGGCUAUUCGGACGCGACGGGUUGGUGGAGACGGUGACUCUGGGCAACUGGGAUCGACUGCUUCGCUGGUCAACCCCCGUCUUUCAGUUGGUCGAGGGAUUCUGUAGUCUUCUGGUCAUCCAGGCUGCAGGCCAGAUUACCCGAUGGCUGGUGAAUCGUGGGGGACGCAGCGAUAGCUGGAUGAUCGGCCUUCUGGUGCUCUCUGCGACCGUGAUCUCCAGUUCGGUAUACUUCCUCUGGCGUGUCCUUCAAUUUCCCGAGAUCUCUAAUGUCGACGCGGCCUUGAUCGGUGUCUCGAUCACAUGUGCAGUCAUCUUGUGCGCGUGGGGCAUUGGCAGUGGGCGCGGAAAUCCGGUCGAAAGCUCUCUGCUGUUCGCUUACGUGGUGCUUUGUGUCUAUCAGAUCUUUACGGAUUAUCAGCCCUCGUAUCCUGUGGAACAAGCGCCUUCGCCGUCUCAGGCGGGCGAUUUCCCUCCAUUCCCUCCGAUCAUUAUGGCCUCAUAUUCCACUCUCAUGCAUGCGCUCUCGUUACUGCCUUCGGUCAUCCAUGCUGCAUUCAAUGUGAUCACCGCGGUGUUUAGUGCAGUGACCCCCUCGGUGCUCAUUUCGCUAGCAUAUCGACUGCUGGUUUUGUACGCAUCAACGCGCAUCAUUCCUGCGGUCCGAGAGGCUGGAGCCCGUGCGCUCUCCCAGGAGGCCUCGCUCGACGACUCUGACGCGGCUGGCCAAGUCCUUGGCUUACUGAGCUACUUUUCCCCGACCAUCUUGAUCGCUGUCUACACGAGUCUAUUGAUGCAGCAUUUUGCAUCCGCCUCGCAAGCGAUGGGCGGCAGCGGCGAGUGGUGGAGUAGUCAAGGCGGUGGCGGCGGUAACAUGUGGCGAUGGAUCAACAUUGCUUGCACUCUUGGCCUCUAUGCCGUCGAACUGUGGCUUGGUGAAACCGAUGACCUGGACAGCAGCUUGGCUGGACACUGGAAGACUGAUUGA